This is a messenger RNA of Rotaria sp. Silwood2, 627 nucleotides long. Lineage: Eukaryota; Metazoa; Rotifera; Eurotatoria; Philodinida; Philodinidae. The record is from the annotation of a GenBank genome assembly.
AUGUGUGAUUAUCCUGCUGAUGACAUUUCUUUAUCAGUAUCUAUUUUUCGUCUAGGUGCCGGAAAGUCAUCACUUCUUCAAGCUCUCUUUAGACUUGUCGAUCAGUCAGCCAUCAAUGGAACCAUACUCAUUGACGAUAUCGAUAUUGGACGUCUUUCACUCGAUCAUCUUCGUUCUCAUCUAAGUGUUAUUCCACAAUUACCCAUACUUUUCUGUGGUACACUUCGAUACAAUAUUGAUCCAUUCGAACAAUUUUCAGAUGACGAAUGUCUUACAGCACUUGAAGCUGUUCAACUCAAACAAAUGGUGCGCAGCCAUCCCGAUGGACUCCAUCUGUUGGUAGCUGAAUCUGGUACUAAUUUGAGUGCUGGUGAAAGCCAACUAAUUUGUGUAGCUCGAGCCAUUCUGAAGAAGAGUCAGAUAUUGCUGAUUGAUGAGGCUACAGCAAAUGUUGACUAUGCCACCGAUAGGAUGAUUCAAGAGGUAAUUGCUGACAAGUUUUGUGAUCGCACCAUAUUAACAAUUGCACAUCGAUUGAAUACAGUACUCCAUAGUGAUCGCAUUCUUAUGUUACAACAAGGAGAGGUUGCCUACUUCGAUGUGCCUACCAAUAUUCAUCUAACCUAA